Messenger RNA from Exserohilum turcica Et28A, 1779 nucleotides. RefSeq lists its product as uncharacterized. The record is from RefSeq and is a predicted model, not a curated record. The annotation marks the transcript as partial. Gene Ontology annotation, molecular function: mRNA binding. The transcript has a single exon. NCBI's taxonomy places the organism in Eukaryota, Fungi, Ascomycota, Dothideomycetes, Pleosporales, Pleosporaceae.
AUCUCCCUCUGCCCGCCAGAGUUGCUCUCGGCUUCCUGUCGCACCCUGCCGGCCCUCGACGCCCUCGACGCCCUCGUCGCCGUCGCCGCCGCCGCCGCCCUCUUUGUUCCUGCGACUCCCGCCCCGACUGCCUCACCACACACGACGCCCCCAUGGCCACCAGACGUAGCCCCAGCAGCACGAGCCCCUCGAACCUGUCCAACAGCCCCUUCCCCCACGGCUCCCACAGCAGCUCCACGUCAUCGUCGCCCCCCAAGCCCUUUGCCUCGCACAACACCAUGACUGCCGACGCCUUUGCAGCCCACAUGUAUGCCACGCCCGGCGCAAUCGGCGAGCGCAGGCCCGUAGACAAGAGUCCGGUUGCCAGCCCCCGCCACAGCAUCCUCCUGCGCAAACUGCCCGCCAACAGCGACCGCGAGGCGGUGCGCAAUAUCCUCCUCUUUGCCAAGGACCUCAUCGACUGCGAGGUCCUCAGCCAGCCCCGCCACGCCGACGACAAGGGCUUUGCCUGCGCCGUCGCCCACUUCCAGACGUUUGACGGCGCCAAAGAAGCCCGCGACCUGCUCAAUGGAAAGCGCAAUGCCACCAACGAUGCCACGCUCGUCGUCGAGCUGAUGCACGAGGCCUCGCCCGGCGCCGUCGGCUCGCGUCGCAACACGCUCGACAGCAUACCCGCGCGCCAGGCCUCGGUGGCAAGUGCCAUGUCCACGUCCACGACCAACGCCCGCCAGUCUUCGCGAUACAACGGCACCUUCCAAACCAUGGAGAAGAUGUCCCCACCCAACGGGACCCCGGGUCUUGGCAACGGAGAAUUCCCGGUCAAUAACCUCUUCUCGCCCACGUCCCCCGUCAACACUUCGUUUGCAAGCCGCAACCUGGGCAAAUCCGUCAUCAACGACGAGGCGGAUGACGACGAUGGCCUGCUCAACGAGUCGAUUGGCUACGCCACCGGCGGCCCCCAGCCCCAGCCACAGCCCCAGCCCAGCAUGCAGCGCCGUGCUACCAACCCAAACUCGUCGACCAUUCCUGUCCAGCGCUUUGGAAGCCUUUCCCUCAACACCAACGGUGCCACCGGCGUCAAGUCGCCCCCCAUACCAAACUACGUCUCCCCGCGUACCGGCUCCAACAUGCAGUCGCCCGGCCCCGCCAUGUCUGCCAUGUCACCGCACAGCAUCCCCUCUGCCCUGAGCAGCGGCCCCAGCACCGGCUACCAGCAGUAUUCGCAGCACUUUGCCAGACCCACGUACCCGCCCGUGAACCCGGCAGACCAGAACCCGCCCUGCAACACGCUCUACGUGGGCAAUCUCCCCAUGGACACCUCCGAGGACGAACUCAAGGCCGUCUUUUCCAAGCAGCGCGGCUACAAGCGACUCUGCUUCCGGACCAAGCAAAACGGCCCCAUGUGCUUUGUUGAAUUCGAGGACACGUCGUUUGCUACCAAGGCCCUCAACGAACUCUAUGGAUACAUGCUCCACAACAGUGUCAAGGGCGGCAUCCGUCUAAGCUUCUCCAAGAAUCCCUUGGGCGUCCGCAGUGGCCAGAACACGGGCAUGGGCCCACAGUCUGCCAUCACACCGACUACCCCUCUUUCGGGCUUUGGCAACAGUGUUGCUGCCCCUCCGGGCUUCUCUACGGCUACUGGCCCACCGCCAGGCUUGUCAGCACCUCCCGGGCUAUCCGCUGCAAGCCACACCAAUGGCAGCUCUGGCUUUGGCAUGUAUGCCAAUGGCGGCUUCGGCAUGGGUCCCAACGACAUGGCGGCCUCGAUGCGCCAGCCAC